GGAUUGAUAAUCGUUGAUUGGUCUAUUCUUGUGAUAUGAGAACUGUCAUCUAGCAGACAAAAUAGAAACUACAAAUAAUGUUAUUUGUAUAUAUAAUAUGUGGUGUUCUUAAAAUAAAGUUAAUUUAGUCGUGUUAGAAAGAAGUUUGCCAUAAUGAUUUUUUAACAUACAUCAUUUAGCCAUUUAAUGGGUUAUACUCGUAGUAAAUUUAGAUAGAAAGAAUUUAUAUUUAACGUUGUUGUGCGUGUGUAUGUGUUAAUUAUGGGAAAAACAAAAACUAUUAGUAAGGGUUGUCCUAAAUGUGAACAACAGGUACCAGUCGCUUGUAAAGCUUGUCCAUGUGGACACUCAUUUUUUAAUGCAAGACGUAAUUCCAUCAAAAGUCCUCCAAGUCCUGAUAAUGGAGUUAUGAAAACAAGAAGAACUAACCGUAUUAAACGUGAAAAGCCAAAUUAUUAUGAUGCUUUAGAAUAUGAUAAGCAAACGAAGAAAAGUUCUAAGAUAAGACGUGCUGCAGAUACCUCCAGUGACAUAGAUUGUCGUCAAUUAAAUAAAAAGAAAAAAAGAAAAGGUAAAGGGAAAGGUAAAAAUGGAAGUAGUAAUGGAUUGGGUGAUGAUGAUGAUGAAAUGGAAGGAAUUAGUGGCUUAUCUCCAGAGAAACAGUUAACAUGUUCUCUUAUUUUACAAGAGCUUAAUAAUAAAAUGAGGGUAGUGGCAUGGAAGCCAUCAUGAAUAUAUCUGCAUGGAAGAUGUACAUUUAAUUAUGGGAUUAUAAGAUGUGUUUUGACCGUACAAAUAAUUUUGUUUAAAGAUAAUAACGGUAAAUGAAUGUCCUUGAUGUCUUGAAUAACAUCAAACACACAUCACAAAGCAAUAUAAUUUAAAUUUACGAAGUGAAAUAUUCUCUAUGUAUAUACAUAUUUGUACUUUUACAAAGAAAUAUUCUUUUUUUUUUCUAUCUGUGAUUUUUGCUAAUAGAAUUUCUCUAUUUAUUCAAUCUUCUUUCUACCAUUUUUUAGGUAGAUAACACGUUAUAUUUAUAUCUCCAAAAUCAAUAAGACUAAUCUGAGACAACUGAUAAAAACACAAAAGAAAUAAUAUACAAAUGUAUAUAGUUAUAUGUAAUAUGAAAUGUGAAAUUAUGUAAAGGAAAGGUAGUUUUACUGUAAUUAUCAUAUUUCUUUUUGUUAUAAAUGAAAGAUUUUAUACCUUAUAUAUGUGUGUGUAUACAUACAUAUAUAUACACAUUAUAUAUAUAUAUAUAUGCAUAUAUAUACACACACAUUUAUAAUGUAAUUAAGAAUGUAAUAUUGUACAUUAUAUGCCUGUAAAUAAUAUGUAAAUAAUAAAUUGUAAAGGCAAAUUGAAAUAAAAUUACGACGUGAUCUGUA
This is a messenger RNA of Vespula pensylvanica (western yellowjacket), 1391 nucleotides long. Its product is annotated as UPF0547 protein C16orf87-like. The transcript has 3 exons. The coding region runs from base 262 to 732 and encodes 156 amino acids. The record is from RefSeq and is a predicted model, not a curated record. NCBI's taxonomy places the organism in Eukaryota, Metazoa, Arthropoda, Insecta, Hymenoptera, Vespidae.